AUGUUGUCCUCGUUGGCGAGAUUGACGCUUUUUUGUUUAAGACCGGUACGACGUUACACCCUUAUGGGAAGGGACGAUGAAGAUGAUCAUGACGACAUGGACGGUGACUCGCUCCUUUGGUCUAGGGAACUCCAGAGGCAUUCUUUUGGUGAUUUCUCCAUGGCUGUCGUGCAAGCUAAUGAGGUCAUUGAGGAUCAUUGCCAAGUUGAGACUGGGAAAGGAGUUAUAUUCGUCGGAGUUUACGAUGGACACGGUGGUCCCGAAGCUUCUAGAUACAUCUCUGACCACCUCUUUGGCCAUUUGAUGAGAGUUUCGAGAGGACGUGGAGUCAUAACAGAGGAAACUCUUAGGGCUGCGUUUUCUGCAACCGAGCGAGGGUUCCUCACGCUUGUUCGAAGGACACGUGGAUUGAAACCGUUGAUUGCAGCGGCUGGAUCUUGCUGUCUUGUCGGAGUUAUAUGGGAAGGGACCUUGUUUGUCGCUAAUGUUGGUGAUUCCCGCGCUGUGCUUGGCUCCAUGAGUAAUAACAGUAGGUCAAACAAUAUCGUAGCUGAGCAACUGACAAGUGAUCACAAUGCUGCUAUGGAAGAAGUCAGACAAGAGCUUAAGUCAUUACAUCCGGAUGAUUCUCGUAUCGUUGUCCAAAAACAAGGUGUGUGGCGCGUCAAAGGCAUCAUUCAGAUAUCUAGAUCAAUAGGGGAUGCGUACUUGAAAAACCGAGAUUUCUCCCUUGGUCCAUCUUUUCCACGGUUCCAUCUCCCUGAAGGGCUAAAAAGACCGGUUCUAUCAGCAGAGCCUUGUGUCUACACAAGAGUCUUACAAACAAGUGAUAAGUUUGUGAUAUUUGCAUCAGAUGGACUGUGGGAACACAUGAGUAACCAGCAAGCUGUAGAGAUAGUGCAUAAACAUCCUCGUCAUGGAAUAGCGAGAAGGCUGGUGAGAAGAGCAAUGAACAUAGCAGCGAAGAAGAGAGGGAUUAUGUAUGAUGAUUUAAAGAAAGUGGAGAGAGGAGUGAGGAGAUUCUUUCAUGAUGAUAUAACUGUGGUUGUGAUAUUCAUAGACAGUGAGUUUCUUAUGGUGGAGAAGGCUACUGUUCCUGGACUCUCCAUUAAAGGCUUCUCUCAUACCGUUGGACCUUCCAAGUUCAGUCUCUUUUUCUCUUAA
Messenger RNA from Eruca vesicaria subsp. sativa (arugula), 1164 nucleotides. The record is from the annotation of a GenBank genome assembly. NCBI's taxonomy places the organism in Eukaryota, Viridiplantae, Streptophyta, Magnoliopsida, Brassicales, Brassicaceae.